AUGCCAACAACUCAGAUCAACUGGCUUAUCCCCAAACCAACACGCAAGCCUCCCGUAGCCACGAGCCCCGCCAAAAUGCCCAAACCCGCCGCUCAACCGGACCAGCUGGGCCACAGCAGCCAGACACUGGUAUUGCCAUGCGUCCAGCCUGAAGCUGCGGCCGAACCGGACCAGCUGGGCCCCAGCGGCCAGAUCGGUUAUUAG
Molecule: messenger RNA, 204 nt
Organism: Puccinia triticina
Lineage: Eukaryota; Fungi; Basidiomycota; Pucciniomycetes; Pucciniales; Pucciniaceae
Exons: 1
Coding region: 1-204 (67 amino acids)
Source: RefSeq, a predicted model, not a curated record